This is a messenger RNA of Entrophospora sp. SA101, 2178 nucleotides long. NCBI's taxonomy places the organism in Eukaryota, Fungi, Glomeromycota, Glomeromycetes, Entrophosporales, Entrophosporaceae. The record is from the annotation of a GenBank genome assembly.
AUGCCAAGUCUUGACAUUAAUGGAUUACCACAAACUGAGGAGGAGAUUGAUUUUACAGAUAUAGAAGAGAAGUAUAAAGUUUCUUUUGAAAAAGGGCUUGAUACAAUUAUAGUAGUUGAUAAUGCACCAGUUGUUGAUCAGAGUAGAGUAGCUAAAUUAUUAACUUUUAUAAAAAAGAUUUUUAAGAAUGUUGGCGAGAUUAAGGAAAAUGGCAUUUUCAUGCCAAUGGAUCCUGAACCUGAACCUGAAACUGGGAAAUUAAAAUCAAGAGGUCUAGCAAUUAAACAGUAUGAUGGAUAUCCUAUGGAUAAAACACAUUACCUUGCUUUAAAUCAUUUUACUGAUAUUGAAAAAUAUUCACAAAUUGAAGAAGAAUACAAAGAGCCAGAAGAAGAAAAAUUUGUGGAAAAGGAACACUUAAGGAGUUGGCUUACUGAUCCAUCUGCAAGAGAUCAAUUUGUUUUAUAUCAUAAUGAUGACGUUCAUAUUUUUUGGAACAAAAAAAAAGAGCCACCAGAAGAAGUUUAUAAAAGAACUAAUUGGACAGAGACUUAUGUUCAAUGGUCACCGUUAGGAACAUACCUUGCAACAUUUCACAGACAGGGUAUUGCUUUAUGGGGUGGAUCAAGUUGGAAUAAGAUUACUCGAUUUUAUCAUCCUAAUGUAAAACUUAUUGAUUUUUCACCAAAUGAAACUUAUCUUGUUACAUGGAGCAAUGAACCAAUAAGCUUGGGACCUAAUGGAGGCCCAGGAAUACCUUUUGGACCAGAUGAUGAAGGAAAUCAAAUUAUUAUAUGGGAUGUUCGCUUUGGUGUGUCGCUCAGAUCUUUUCCUUCCACAACAACAUCACCAACAGGUGAACUAUCAUCUCAAAAAAUCAUAUGGCCAAUAUUCAAAUGGUCUCCAAGUGACAAGUAUUUUGCUCGAGUAACACAAGAUCAACAAAUAUCUGUUUAUGAAACUCCUGAAAUGGGCUUGCUUGAUAAAAAAAGUAUAAAGAUUGAGGGUGUAAUGUUUUUUGAAUGGGCUCCGACUUCUGAAAAAUCCAAACAAUUGGGUGGGAAAAAAUCUGAAGAAUUUCUUUUAAGUUAUUGGACACGUGAAAUUGACAAUCAACCAGCUAGAGUUACUCUUUUGAAAAUCCCAUCUAAAGAAGUAUUAAGAAUAAGGACUUUAGUUAAUGUUAAAGAUUUGUAUUGGCAAUCAAAUGGAGAUUUUUUGUGUGUUAAAGUUGAUCGACAUACCAAAACCAAAAAAUCAACUUAUGCUACUUUGGAAAUUUUUAGAAUAAGAGAAAAAGAUAUUCCUGUUGAAGUAAUUGAAAUAAAAGAUACUGUGAUAACUUUUGCUUGGGAACCAAAUGGUGAACGUUUUGCAAUUAUAACAACAAAUGAUCCUAAUUAUGGACAACCUGGAGUUGCAUCAAGAACAAAUGUAUCCUUAUAUUAUCUUGAAAAACCCAAACCUGGGAAAAGCAGUGUUGCUAAUUUUAAACUUAUUAAAACUUUGGAGAAAAAAACUUCAAAUUCAAUAUUUUGGUCUCCACAUGGUCGACAUUUUGUUUUGGCUACCCUCAGAUCACAGUCAGUUUUUGAUUUAGAGUUUUGGGAUUUGGAUUUUGAAGGAUUUAGUGGUGAACGAGGAGAAUCAUCAACAAAGAAUGAUCCAGCUGCAUCUAUUCAACUUAUGAGCACACAAGAACAUUAUGGAGUAACUGAUAUUGAAUGGGAUCCUACUGGUCGAUUUGUAAUAAGUAGUUCUAGCAUGUGGAGACAAGGGAAUGAUAAUGGAUACACAAUAUGGGAUUUCAAAGGCACAUUAUUACAAAAACAUUUAAUAGAUAAAUUCAAACAAUUAUUAUGGAGACCUCGCCCUAAAAGUUUGUUGAGUAAUGAACAAAAACAGAAAAUCAAAAAGAAUCUACGAGAAUAUUCUAAACAAUUUGAUGAAGAAGAUACAUUAGUGCAAACAUUUGUAUCUAAAGAACAGAUAGCACAUCGUCGUAGACUUAUGGAUGAAUGGAAUGCCUGGCGUAAACGUGUUGAGAAAGAAUUGAGUGAAGAGAGAGAAAAAGCAGGCUUCAAACCAACUUCAAAACAUGUUGAAGAAAAUGUUGAAAUUGUUGAAGAAUGGAUUGAAGAGGUUGUGGAAGAACUUGAAGAAGUUAUUGAUGAUUAA